AUGGCGAAGGUCCCAAAAGCCGACGAGAUCCGUUGCAUGAACCUGACGGCUGCUGCGUCCUGCGUCUUCCACUUCAAGGUCGAAGGCUACUCCUUCACCAGGGAGGCUGCCAAGAGCGCCUUCCUCCACUGCUACAAGUCGGAUAAGUUCAGCGUCGGUGGCUAUGACUGGCAAGUCCGCUACCACCCCGACGGCGAGGCUUCCGGCUGCUUCGACCUCGUCCUCCAACUUCUGUGCCUAGCAGAGGAGGAUGUGGCGGUGAGGUUCGCGUGCACGGUGCUGUGCAAGUCCGGAGACCCCUUAAAAGAAAUGGAGGUGGCCGCAACGGGCAACAUACUAGGUUUUUGCGACGAGACGGUGUUUGCCCCGAGAGAACUCCGGGUUUCCAUGGGGCAUGGAGAAGCGGCAGAGUUCGUCAUGGUUGACUGCCUUGCGCUGCAUUACACCAUUUCGGUCCUCAAGAAACCUUUUUGA
This is a messenger RNA of Panicum hallii, 474 nucleotides long. RefSeq names its product BTB/POZ and MATH domain-containing protein 2-like. Gene Ontology annotation, molecular function: protein binding. The record is from RefSeq and is a predicted model, not a curated record. The transcript has a single exon. Bases 1 to 474 code for a protein of 157 amino acids. NCBI's taxonomy places the organism in Eukaryota, Viridiplantae, Streptophyta, Magnoliopsida, Poales, Poaceae.